Molecule: messenger RNA, 10129 nt
Organism: Onychostoma macrolepis
Lineage: Eukaryota; Metazoa; Chordata; Actinopteri; Cypriniformes; Cyprinidae
Gene: hipk2
Product: homeodomain interacting protein kinase 2
Biological process (GO): peptidyl-serine phosphorylation; positive regulation of transcription by RNA polymerase II; smoothened signaling pathway
Cellular component (GO): cytoplasm; nucleus; PML body
Molecular function (GO): transcription corepressor activity; protein tyrosine kinase activity; SMAD binding
Source: RefSeq, a predicted model, not a curated record
UUCGCUCUCUCGUUUCUCUCAUUGCAACUUUUGCAGGCACUCACUCCACAGACAUGAUCACCAGCUGAAGCCAAGACCUGCAAUUUGGCUCUUUUAUUAGAGCCAAAACACCAUCGAUACCCGUGGAGUUAAGUUGCAGACAUCCUUUUUUCAUCACGCACCCCGGGCCGAUUAUCAAAUUGAAAUUCUGGAUGUGAUUUUUCAUUCUUUUAUCCUUUUUCUCUCCCUGAUGAACUGGGUUAGUAAUGCAGGAGACAGCAGCGAUUCUGUCCGCGGCUCAAGAUGGCAGAUUUUUAUUGAGUUGUGAACAGUGCUGUCGCUUCAUUUUUUGCCAUGAAUAACAGAAAUCCUUGCACCGAUGGCCCCUGUAUACGAAGGUAUGGCCUCGCAAGUGCAAGUCUUCUCCCCUCACACUCUCCAGUCAAGUGCCUUCUUUAGCGUGAAGAAACUGAAGGUGGAGCAGAGUUGCAACUGGGAUAUGACAGGGUACGGCACGCACAGCAAGGUCUACAGUCAGAACAGCAAGCAGAGCGUCUCAGUCGCCCCAGUGGGCAUCAACGCCGCCAGUCUCCAGGUCUCCAACUCUUCCCUGUCCUACGAACAGGCCCUCCUAUUCCCGGCCGGUUCGGGGCACAUUGUAGUGGCCUCGGCUAGCAGCACGUCUGGGGCAGCUGGUCAACUGUUGGGCAGCACCGGGAGCAGUGGAAGCGGCAGCGGAGGCCACAACCUGACGCGCCGCAGCACCGUCAGUCUGCUGGACACGUACCAGCGAUGCGGGCUUAAGCGGAAAAGCGAGGAGCUGGACAACAACAACGGCAGCGGAAGCAGCGUGCACGUGGUCGAGGAGCAGCAACUGCCCGCACCCAUGAUCCAGAACAACGCACAGAGCGGGGCCACCGUCGCAACUGCGACCGCCUCCACCACGGCGACGUCCAAGAACAGCGGCGCCAACAGCGAGGGCGACUACCAGCUCUUGCAGCACGAGGUGCUUUGCUCCAUGACCAACACCUACGAGGUGCUGGAGUUCCUGGGUCGAGGGACGUUUGGGCAGGUGGUGAAGUGCUGGAAACGUGGCACCAGCGAGAUCGUUGCCAUCAAGAUCCUCAAGAACCACCCUUCGUAUGCGCGGCAGGGCCAGAUCGAGGUGAGCAUACUGGCGCGGCUGAGCACGGAGAGCGCGGACGACUACAACUUUGUUCGAGCGUACGAGUGCUUCCAGCACAAGAACCACACGUGCCUGGUCUUCGAGAUGUUGGAGCAGAACCUGUACGACUUCCUCAAGCAGAACAAGUUCAGCCCGUUGCCGCUCAAGUACAUCCGACCCAUUCUGCAGCAGGUGGCCACUGCCCUCAUGAAGCUUAAGAGCCUCGGACUGAUUCACGCUGACUUGAAACCUGAGAACAUCAUGCUUGUAGACCCAGCCCGCCAACCCUACAGGGUCAAGGUCAUCGACUUCGGCUCUGCUAGUCACGUCUCCAAAGCGGUGUGCUCUACUUACCUGCAGUCCAGAUACUAUAGAGCUCCAGAGAUCAUCCUGGGUCUGCCGUUCUGCGAGGCCAUAGACAUGUGGUCCCUGGGUUGUGUCAUCGCUGAGCUGUUCCUGGGCUGGCCGCUCUACCCCGGAGCAUCUGAGUAUGACCAGAUCCGGUACAUCUCUCAAACGCAGGGCUUGCCAGCAGAGUAUCUGUUAAGUGCAGGGACGAAAACUACCAGGUUUUUCAACAGAGACCCUGACUCCACCUAUCCUCUAUGGAGACUGAAGACACCUGAGGACCAUGAGGCAGAGACGGGGAUCAAAUCUAAAGAAGCUCGCAAGUACAUCUUCAACUGCCUGGAUGAUAUGGCACAGGUGAAUAUGACCACAGACUUGGAGGGCAGUGACAUGCUGGCGGAGAAGGCAGACAGAAGGGAGUUUAUUGACCUGCUGACCAAGAUGCUGACCAUCGACGCAGACAAGAGAAUAACGCCCAUAGAAACACUCAACCACCCCUUUGUCACAAUGACACACUUGCUGGACUUCCCACACAGCACCCACGUCAAAUCCUGCUUCCAGAACAUGGAGAUUUGCAAGCGUCGGGUGAACAUGUACGAUACAGUCAAUCAGAGCAAGACGCCCUUUAUAACACAUGUAGCCCCCAGCACCUCCACCAAUCUCACCAUGACCUUCAACAACCAGCUUAACACUGUGCAUAGCCAGGCCACCAACCUGGCUCCCUCUUCCACCAGUGCCACCCUUUCCCUUACCAAUCCCGAUGUCUCCAUACUAAAUUACCAAUCUGCACUCUACCAGCCUUCUGCGGCCCCCAUGGCUGCCGUGGCCCCCAGGACCAUGAACCUCCAACCCGGUGCGCCACAGCUCUGCGCCGCCCGACCCGAUCCCUUCCAGCAGGCCCUCAUCGUCUGCCCACCUGGCUUCCAAGGUUUGCAAGCUUCACCCUCCAAACACACUGGCUACUCGGUGCGGAUGGAGAAUGCAGUUCCCAUAGUAACACAGGCCCCCGGUGCCCAACCUCUACAGAUCCAGCCGGGCCUUCUGACACAGCAGGCCUGGCCGUCUGGGACUCAACAGAUUCUCCUUCCACCGGCGUGGCAGCAGCUCACACACACCUCCGUUCAACACGCCACCGUCAUCCCCGACUCCAUGACCAGCUCGCAGCCUCUGGCCAACUGGAGGAAUUCACAUCCCCAUGGCAGCCAUUACAAUCCCAUUAUGCAACAGCCAGCCUUACUGGCAGGUCACGUCACCCUGCCGUCUCAGCAGCCUCUCAAUGUGGGUGUGGCUCAUGUCAUGAGACAGCCAUCAAACAACAACUCCUCCUCCAAAAAGAACAAGCAGCACCAGAUGAACAACAGGAACGUGUCGGCGUACGACGUGUCCUCCACCCAGCCGGUGACGUCACCUCAACGCUCCAAACGAGUGAAGGAGAACACCCCCCCUCGGUGCGCCGUGGUUCAGAACGGCCCGUCCUCAACCUGCGGCCCAUCACAGACCUGUGGAGGAGGGGGGUGGGGAGGCGAGCAGGCAUGUAGCACCACUCGAGACCACCACGGUCAACACAACCCACCGCGCCAAACCAUCAUCAUCCCCGACACCCCCAGCCCGGCCGUCAGCAUCAUCACCAUCAGCAGUGACACGGAUGAGGAGGACGACCUUAAACAGCCCAGUAACACCAGCACGUCAUCCAAACAGAGGAAGAAUGUCAUCAGCUGUGUGACGGUCCAUGACUCCCCUGACUCUGACUCCAGCAAUACCAGCCCGUACGCUGUGAAGUCCCGGCCUAAUGGCCCCAACGCCAACGGCUACGACUCCAAAGGCGCUGUCCUGGACAACUACAGCAAUGGGAACCCCCGCACCAUCAUCAUCCCUCCACUGAAGAGCCAGGCCAGCGAGAAUCUGGGAGAGUGUGACAGACUCCUGCCUGACACGGUGAACCACCAGAACUCCACCUACAAGUUCAAAACCUCCAAUGGGGGCUUGUCUGGCAACAACCACUCUUCGGGAGGCGUGGUUGGAGGCAUGUCAUACCGUCAGCAGCGCACAGGGCCACACCCCUUUCAGCAGCAGCCUCUAAAUCUCAGCCAGGCCCAGCAGCACAUGGCAGUUGAGCGCAACGGAGGCCACCGGAGGCAGCAGGCCUACAUCACCCCCACUAUGGCCACCCAGGCUCAGUACUCCUUCCACAACAGCCCCACCCACACAGCUAACGUUCAUCCCCACUUGGCUGCUCCUCAUCUGCCCGGGCAGCCACACCUCUACACCUACACUGCCCCCACGGCCCUGGGCUCCACCGGCACGGUGGCCCACCUGGUCGCGUCGCAGGGUUCGGCCCGUCACGCAGUCCAGCACGCUAGCUACCCGCCAGGCAUCGUCCACCAGGUGCCUGUUAGCAUGGGUCACCGCGUGCUGCCCUCGCCCACCCUGCACCACGGCCAGUACCAGGCCCAAUUCGCGCACCAGACCUACAUCAGUGCUUCUCCUGCCUCCACUGUCUACACUGGAUACCCGCUGAGCCCCACCAAGAUGAACCAGUACCCUUACCUCUAAAGCUGAAACACUGGAGCCCAGCCAAUCGCUGCUUACCAUUUCUACCCUUAUCCCACCUAGAGACAGAGAGACAUGCUGAAGCCUAUCGACCCUUAACCCCAUCCCCUUGUUCCUUUCAUGCUUAAACUUGAAGACAAUGAAGACGCCGAUGGAUAGAGGAAGUGUACUCUCGGAGGGAACGGAAGGGUACUGAGGAGUUUUUCUUUUUUUUUUAGAUGAGUUUGCCUUCUCAAAAGGGCCAGUUAACGUUUUAUUUCGUGAUCUGGAGGUUUCGUUUCUUUUAAAACAGAAGAAGGAGAUUUUGCUUUUGUAGUUUCUUUUACAACAUGGUCUCAUCAACAGGCCGUUUGGGAGAGACAGAGUUUAAUUCGAGGGAGAUUUUAAUUGCUUUUCCCUUUCUUGAAUUCAUUCACCGACUGUUGAGCCGAGGUCAUGACGUGGAUGUUUUAAAUUCCUACGAGAAUGUUUUUGGACAAGGUGAAAUACGGAUAUCUGCUGCUCUUCAAAGAAAAAAAAAACAUAACGAUGGCCUUGAACUGUCUUAAACGUUUCCAAAUUACACGCGGCGAGCGGUAUCGUGCAUAUUCCGCCGCGCUCUCCGACAAAAAACACCUGGAGGAAUCUUCUGGAAAUAGGACGACAAAACUUUCUAGUGUAUUUAUAGACUUUUCUUCGUUUGUGUUCACAUUUAGAAAAGAAAAUGCGUUUGUCAUACCGUAGAACAUUAGCUGGGCCCCUCUUUGUAGAAUGUAGCAGUCUGCACCCGUUGAUUUCAUGAAGAACCUUUCUGAUACCAAUAGAUUCUUGUUUUUCCUCUUUCAAUGUGAUUGCACAAAGUGGUUACAAUAACAUAGGCAUGUUCAACACGGUAGACAGUCGUGCGUUUGCGUGCAUGUGUGCGCUCAGCACAUCUGUGCGACAUAUUCCUCCACAGUCUUAGGUUUAUCAUUGUUACCUCGUAGUGCCUUACAUAUAUUACGACAGUUUACUUGGCUGGAAACCCUCUAGAACCAGAUGCUAGUCAGAGAGUUGGCUCCUAGGUUGAACAUCUUCAUUCGAGCUGUUUUGUGUGUUUUUUUUAAGUUCCAGGUGUAAGCGUUAGCCCUAAACGUUAUUUAAAUGCUUCUCGUUUAGCGUGCAUGAGGUCUUCUACAUUUAAAGAUAAAGAUACUUGCCUGGGGUAAUGAACCAAAGUCGUCAUUUAAAGAUAAGUAACUUUUGUUCUGGAUAGUGGAUAUAAUUAUAUAUAGCGUAUUUACUGUAUAUAUCUGUUUUAGUACUUGCAAUCAAUGCAACAUCACUGAUUUUAGGCUACAUAUGUCAUAAAAGGGAGACUAAAUGUAUAUCUUAUGGGAAAAGCCAAGUAUCAUUUAAUCAGUUUGAGAUCGGGCCACACUAUUUGUCUAAAAAUAUAAUAAAACAAACCAGGUUUGAAGAGGUUGUCUGUUUACGAAAGGCUUGACUUGGUUUAGAAACCUGGGAGGGUUCGAGAAGGAGAGUCUUGUUAGGAGUAGGAGGUGCUUGUGGAUUUUGAUGGGAACUGUUGGGAAAGCGAGAGGGCAAAUUCCACAUUUUUAAUGAGAAUAGCAUGUUGGCUUUGAGCACGUUGGUAGAUGCCGAAGGAAGCCGUGCAGCACGACUGCACACCAUACUCUGAUUUAAGCGCUUGUUCAAGGUUCUACGAAGAUCUGUGGGGUUUUUAUUCUCACGUACACUCCGGGGUUCGAACUGCCCCUGGUUGCAUGAGGAUAUCUGCAUCAACAUGCACCGGAAAUCAAUAUUGGCUUUGUCUUUUUCACUGUUUGUCUUACCGUAGGAAUCACUUAUGCUACAGGUGUCAGUCAGUACAGAGAUAACAAAAGUGUAGAAAACUGUGGGCCAAUGCUUGUCUUUUUUUGCUGCUUAUUUAACAUUGAUAUGCUAGCCAAUCAUUUACACUGUGUCCUAACCACGUGCUCCGCAACAACGCUAUUACAAAGACAGGGAAAGUUAUAUAGUACUUUAUAUAAAAUACCUUUCAAAAGUUUGGGGUAAGUUCAAUUUUUCUUUUUUUUAAUUAAUACUUUUGUUUAGCAGAGAUACAUUAAAUUGACCAAAAAUGGCAGUAAAGACAUACAGAGAUCAUAAUGAAAGACGUUGCUAUUUCGAAUAAAUGCUGUUCUUUUGAAUGUUCUAUUCAUCAAAGAAUCUUGGAUAAAAAUGUAUCUCAGUUUCCACAAAAAAAUAUUAAGCAGAAAUAAUAAUUAAUGUUUAUUAAGCACCAAAUCAUCAUAUUAGAAUGACUUCUGAAGGAUCAUGUGACACUGAAGACUGGAAUAAUGAUGCUGAAAAUUCAGCUUUGCAUCAGAGGAAUAAAUUACAUUUAAAAUAUAUGCAAGUAAAAAAACGUUAUUUUAAAUUGUAAUAAUAUUUCACAAUAUUACUGUAUUUUUUGUUAAAUAAGUGCAUCCUUGAUGAACAUAAGAGACUAAAAAUAACCUGAUAAAACUUUAUUAAAAUGUAUUUUUACUAUUUUAAUUAUCUAAGAACGGAAGGAAUACAAAAUAAUACAAAUAAAAUAAUCAAAAGUUUACUUCAAAUUUGAUUCAAAUUAAUUACUAAAAAGGAAAGAAAAAGAUCAAUUCCAUGUGUUUUUUUGUUUUUGCAUUGACCGGACAUUUUUGAUUGGCUGUGAUUCAGAUUUUUUAUUCAGAUUGGCUGUGGCAAUUAUGCGCCUGCUUAGGACACAGUGUUUUAUUUUAUUUUAUUUUUUUCAUUUUUAUGUCUUCAGAUGGGCACAUGCUUAUGGAAUAUCAAAUAUAUCCUAUUCUGCCCUCACGUCAUGCCACAAAACUUACAUUUGAAGUAGUUUUUACUUUGAGAUGUUUCUAUUUUAUUGUUUUACUUUGCUAGGUAUAUUGUGUUCUUGUAGAGAGUGUUGCAAUAAUUCUUGUGGAUGUUUAUUAAUUUCUUUGUUAUAUGUCAAGCAUCAUUUGUUUGAUUUCUGGUGGUCGAUAUGUAACUGUGAUGUUUAGUAUUCAUACGUGGACCCUCGUCUUGUAGGAAGCACAGACUUUGUCCAUGUGCUUGGCCAAGAUCUGACACCAGUUAUGUUGUACCCAAGCCUUCGGUUUGCUAGCUUGUCAGAUUGAUUCAUAAAGCUGUGUGUUAUGACUUAGGAUGCCAAUAGAUUUUUUGUUGUUGUUAUUGUUGUUGUUGUCAAAUAUUUGUUUAAGCUUAAGUUGGAUGCUCAUUGAAGCACACAAUUGAGAAAGGCUCCUUCGACAUUAGUCGCAUAAAACAUUCCAUUCCGGAAGGAGCCGUUUCUGGCAGCACUGAUCUGUAGUCUCCAGUCUCUCUCACCUCACAGGGACCGGCCUGAACGACCAAAUCUGGACUCCGCUGGCAUUUAAGGACUUUUUGUUCUUCCCACCAAAGAAUUUCAGCAUGUCAUUAAUGCACAGACGUGUCCCUUGCUGUAAUGGAGAAGACAGAGUGAGUUUCACUGACAUUUGGAAAAUGAAAAACAUAAAAAAAUACAGGUUAGAUCAGGUCGGUGUCAGAAAAGAACCUGUAGAUGGCAAAACAGAGAUGACAAAAAUAAUGCACUCUCAUGAACUUAGUGCAGUUGCUGUUAGCACAGUAUAAUCCAUUGUUUUUGUUCCUUUCUCAUACCUUUUGUCAGUGUUAGUGUGGACAAAUCUCCCAUUUUUGAAUCCAAGAGGAUUUGUGUAAGAAAUAAGGCCCUUAUGUUUUUAUUUUUUUGUAUUUUUUUUUUAUUUUUAGAAAUGUCAAUCCCACAUUAAUGCUUUAUUUCAGUUAUUAAAGCUGCUGUGUGUAAUUCUUAUAAGAGUAUAUAAACACUGAACAUCGCUUUGCUUUCAUACAGCAGCAUUAGAUCCACCAAUGGUGUGUAAUGUGGGCGUGGCUGUUAGUCUGACCAAUGGAAAAUUGGGUGUGUGUUUUUUUUUUUUUUUUUUUUCAUUUCUUUUUGAUACCAUUAGUGAUGCAUAAAUUACACAUUGCAGGUUUAAAUUUCAGCUUUUUACAAAAUUAUUUUGGUUUUAACUACAUAUGCAAGAAUCGCAUAGAUAAAUUAGUGUUUCAUAUAAUGGCCUGUGAAUUAAAUCCAGUGUCGUUACCGUUUAUGAAUUGGUCACUAGUACAAAAUGAAUGUAAAAUUUCUGAUCUACACAUCAUGAUUAUGUUGGAUUGCUCUGGCUAGCAAUCAAUUUCACUUGAUCUAGCAUUGAUUUGACCCAAAUUGCAAUUCAUUUUAAUCCAAAUUAUGCAGUUUGAUGUGUUUUAACUAAUUUAAAUCAUAGAAAGCUGUAUUGACUCUACAAAUAUAUUAAUUAUGAACAAGUCAAGGUUUUUUUUUUUUUUUUUUGGAGAUUCAGUUUGUCUGAACUGUAUACAUUAACAAAGACAGUAAUUUUAAGUUACCAAAAUGCGCUAGAAAGAAGCAUUAAUGCAAUUUACAAUUUUGUUUUCCAUCUUAUGUCAAAAUUCUGCCUUCUCCUUUAUUAACUGCGCAUGAAGCUUUAAGGAACCGUGAAUAUGUGUUUUAUUGGUGAUUUUGGGGGUUUUGUUAUACAUUUAGCUUCAUGAAUAUACAACCUACAAUCAAAAUCCAACUUCCGACGUUACCGAAAGCGAUGGAUUCCGCCAUUAUAAGGACUGAAAAACAUUCCUAAACACUCAUUGCCAGUCAGACCCUGAAUGGCUCCCAAAUCAACACUUGUAAAGCACAUGAUCAUGAAUUAACUCCAAGCUUGCAGAAAUCACAAUGGAUUAUUGUUAUUUUUUGUCAUUGAAGUGGCCACAGUACUUCCACAAUUGUAAAGCUCCUUUUGUUCUGCUUGUUUUGGUCUGAUUUUUCUCUCAUGUGUGGGCUGAAACGGAAACAUUAGGGGUUAAUGCACCAUUGAACUUGUGUAUGAAUGUGCUAAGAGGCCAAAUAUGACAAUACGGCCAUCUUCAUAUGUUGUUUUAGAACCAAAAAAAGCAAAACAAUAAUCGUUACGCCCAAGAACACUCAUCGGUCAACUUUUUGUUGUUGUUUAAUCUACAGCAUAGUCUCUGUCAGGAGUGUGUAUUGCAGAGUGACAUUACUACGAGCGUGUAAAGCGUAACGUAUUCACACGUAGAUACGAAUCACCAGUGAACGUAUUUGUGCAGAAACGUCACUCACCACACGAGUCGCCACAGUAAACCCGUUAUGUAGCUGUGAUGCACUGUAGCCGUUUGUGCAGCCAUCGAAGACGUGAACAAUUUUCUACUUGCACAGCAGCGAACAUUCACAGUCAGAUGUAAAAACUAAAUAUUUUUCUACGAUGUUUCAAGACCUAAGAAAGCAUCCGACCCCCGACCCCUGAUUUUUGUCGAUUGCUGUAUGGUUUUCUCAGUAGUGUGUAUCACAUUAGUUGUUGUCAAAGCUAUUGUGUGCUGCAGUAUUUCCAGGUAUACUUCUUUGUUUAUUGUCCUUUUUUAUUAUAAUUAUUAUAAUUUUGCUUUGUUUAUUGGGGAUUUGAAGAAGUGUGAUGUCUCAUUAUUUCAAUCUGUUAACGUAGCAUUAUAUGUACCCUGUACCUUAGGCUAAUAUUAUUAAGUAUGCUAUGAGAAUGGAUAUUUUACUGGCUUUAUAGAAUGUUAAAAUGAAUAUAAUAAUGACAAUAAUAAGAAUGAUUUAACUCCUAAAAAUUGAGUACUUGCUACUAAGCGCUUGUGUUACCAUUACAAAUGUUGUGUGCUUCUCUUAAUAAUUUUCGUUGUAGAAAAAAAAAAAACCUGAGUGAAUUUUAUUAGGCUUCAACAACUAAUGAUAGCAGUGUAAAUUCAUGGAGGAUUUUUAACAAACCUGGGGGUUAUAGAAGAAUAUAGUUAUUUUAAUCGUUCUAUUUACUAACUGUAGGGUGUGAAGGGGCUCGCGUCGUGGUGAACUAUGUUAUAGCUUGUUAUUCACUGUUACUUUUGAUCAUUUUUCGGUCUCCAAGGUGAAUCGAGUUAUUAAAGGAAAUUUGUAUGCUCACAUAUGCAUAUUGUAUAUGUGUAGAAAUGUAAUCACACUUUGUCUUGGAUUUACAUUAAACUGUUAAGUCACGG